AUGGAGGCUCCAGCUGCGGCUCAAAGACAGGAAGGAGGCGGCUCCCGGGCUGAGCAGCAUAAGCACGGUCAACAGCACCGGACCGGACCGGAGCCGGUAACUAGGGCAGCUGUACCCCGGGACGAGGACUGUGUGCUGGACUUCAACAGGACGACGGAGUCUUCAUCGCAUCCGUCAUUACCCUCCUCCUCCCUUAUCAGACCUCCGGCCGCCAGCCCCCUAUCAGAGUCCGGUUACCAUGGUAACAGCGGUGGCGCAGGCUCAGCAGAGGACUCAGACUCUGGUGCUCAGGGGAUCCACCUCCUGCUGAGACCUCCAGACCUCCUGUCGCCCAGCCUUCCCCCACCCCUGCCCCCACACACCCAGCCCACCCUCACCCCGCCUCCCCCCUGGGAGCAUGGCCCCUCCCUUGAGGAGGCCUGGGGCUCUGGAGACUACCUGGAGACUCUGUCCUUCAUGGUGCCUGACGGCGAGGAGCUGGCCCUGGCCACACCGCUGGCCAACCACCCCUACGACGACGUAGGGGGAGACUGGGUCUCCUACGACACUGCCUUCCCUGCUCGUCCCACCAUCCCCCUAUCUUCCCGCCUUCCUCUUUCACCCUCCUCCUCCACCCCCAGCAUCACCCUGCACACUCGCCCCACCCAUCCAGAUGUCUUCCCCAACUGGGACGAGGACUACGACCUUGAAGACAUGAUGCCCCUAGAGCCGACGGAACUGCUGCUGCCGGACAUGAACAGUAUGGAGUACUACACCAACCUGCUGGCCCGGGAGAGGGAACGGGAACGGGAGCGGGACAGGGACAGGGACAGGGACAGAGACCAGGACAGGGACAGGGAGCGGGACAGGGACAGAGACAGGGAAAAGGACUGGGUAAACCGGACCGACUCCAAACCCCCCAUCACUCCCACAACAACCCAAACCCACCUCCCCCCUUCAUCCCCAUCUCCGUCCCCGAGCUCUGGUCCUCCUCCAGGUAGGGAGCCCAAGCGUCCCCCAGAGGGACCCACCCCUCCCCUCACCCUCUCACCUACUCUUACAGGUGAGGAUGAAGAGGAGCCACCUCAACCCUCCACCACCAUCAGAGCCCCUUCGACUCCUCCUCCUUCCAAACCCAAAGACCACGUCCCGGGCCAACACCCUCCGCGUCCCCCUUCCAACAAUACCGGCCGGGUGCCUCCCCCUCCCCCACUAGGACCGCCCACCCGUCCUGACAGACCGGAGAGGCCUGCAGUGGUCACAGACAAGCCAGUGAAGGCUACACCCACCAGGAUCACCGCCACCAAGGCGACGACCACGACCACCGCCAUCACCACCACCACCACCCAGAUCACUGCCAUCAGCCUGACCAGAGCCCCCCCAGUCACUACGCCCAGAGUGGCCCAGACCCCGCCCACCAGACAGUACCUGUGUAAUGUCACCAAGCCAGAGAUGUACCUGGUCAGAGUAGUCAGCUCCAAAGGUUCGUCAGCUGGUUUCAGUCAGGUCAGAGAUCUGCUGAAGAAAGAGUUCAACCGCUCCGUCGAGCUGCAGUUCCUGAGAACUCCAUCCAGUUUUGCCUUCCGUGUCGUGUCGGGAUCUUUGAUCUUCACCGCCAUGUCCGUCAUCAACGCCCUCCGCCAGCAGCCACGCGGCUUCGGCCCCAUCCCCACCGUGUCACCGCUCUACACCGUACCUGACCUCAGGUACCAGAUCCACUCUGUGUUGCAGUUUGUCCCCGCCCACGUCGACGUCAGAGUCUGUAACUUCAGUGAACGAGUCGAGAGAGGGCUGGUGAUGGCGUACAGCGAGACCCGGAAACGAUCGCAUGAGGCAGGAAAUGUCACCAUACAGCUGUUGAACAUCACCAUGGGAACCCGGCUGGCGGCAGCAGAACAGAAGGUUUCCGUCGACAUCGUCUUUGCGGUGCGUGAUGGGCGGGACUUCCUGCCGGGGUCAGAGGCCAGCGAACACCUGAGGAAGCUCAGCCUGGUUGAGUUCAGCUUCUACGUAGGAUAUCCUGUCCUGCAGAUCGCAGAACCAUUCCAUUACCCUGAGCUGAACACGUCCCACCACCUGCGCUCCACCUGGGUCCGUACAGUCCUGUUGGGGGUUCAGGAGCAGCAGGUGACUGAGAGAAGUUUUAAAGCUCGUCUGGAGAGACGUCUGGCUCUGCUGCUGGAGGAGGGACUGCAGACCACCAGCAGGAGGCGCCUGAGGAGAGCUACAGCUGUGGGCAACAACAGUCUGCAGGUGGUGCGGGUGGCGAGGCUGUUGGGGUUGGAGCGCCCCCUGGAAGUAUAUUAUUUCGUAGAAGGUCCAGGUGGUGAGCGGAUACCUGCCGAGGCCACUGCCAUCACCCUGAACCGUCUGGACCUGCAGAGAGCCGCCAUCGUCCUCGGACACCGAGUCCAGAGACCACUCGCACAACCUGUGGACACCCUGUCCGUCCCCCCAGCGGAGACUCAGAGCAGCAGCAUCUGGCUGAUCGUUGGCGUGGUCGUCCCCGUCCUGCUGGCCGUCUUCAUCAUCAUCAUCCUCUACUGGAAGCUGUGCGGCUCUGAGAAGCUAGAGUUCCAGCCAGAUGCCAUCAACACCAUCCAGCAGAGGCAGAAGCUCCAGGCUCCGAGCGUCAAAGGCUUCGACUUCGCCAAACUCCACCUGGGUCAGCACAGCAAGGACGACAUCAUGGUCAUCCAGGAGCCCGGCCAACUGCCUGCCCCCGUCAAAGAGGCCACGCCUUCUGACGGCGGAGACCUAAACACCCCCAAAUCCAAAGGGUCGUCCACCAAGGUGGCACGGUCCAGCCGACGCAGGGGCAGGCUCAGCCCGUCAGACGGCGACUCGUUAGGCAGCGACCAAUCAAGUGGCAGAGAAUCGGCAGAGGAGAGCACCCGCCCUGUGGCCACGCCCAGUGAGGGGAAACAGCACAGGAAGACGCCCAAAAAUGGGAGGAACAAGAUGGGCAGCGCUCCGGAUGAGCUUCUGUCCUCAUCCUCCAUCUUUGACCACGUUGACCGCCUCUCUCGCGGCUCCUCUGACGGCACACGUCGCCAGGCUAACAAGGUGCAGCUGAUCGCCAUGCAGCCGCGACCGAGCCCACCGCCGCUGCAUGCCCCGCCCCAUCCGAGCCCCUCGCUGACAGAGAAGGUCAGCACGGAGGUGGCGCUGAGACAUAAGUCAGAGAUCGAACAUCACAGGAACAAACUGCGGCAGCGCGCCAAGAGGCGGGGUCAGUGUGAGUUUCCCUCCAUGGACGACAUCAUGGACGCUUUCGGGGAUGGACCAGUGCAGAGCGAGGUGGCCCAACGUCUCUAUAGCUCCGCCCACGACCACAUGGACUGCAUCCUGCAGGCCGACGCCCACUCACCCCCGACCCCCACCGACUCCAGGAGGAGAGGGAGGCGCUCUCCGCGGGGUCGGCGGACUCAGCCAGGACCUGGAAGUCUUCCUGAUACAGACAGAGACCGGCUGCUCACCGAUCACAGCGCCACCUACAGGAAGUACCCAGGACUCAACAACGUGGCCUACAUGUCGGAUCCUGACCUGCCCCCGGACCAUGGCAGCCCCUCUCCUACUGAUGAGGUGUUUGACUCCGCCCCAGCCCCGCCGCCCUACAUGCCCCCCCAGCCCUCCAUCGAGGAGGCGCGGCAGCAGAUGCACUCCCUUCUGGACGACGCCUUCGCCCUGGUGUCGCCGUCCUCGCAGGGCAGCGCCGGGGUGAGCGGGGUAAGCCCUGCUCUGCCAAGCCCCUCCUCCCAGCCCCGCCCCCCGGGCAGGCAGUGGGGCUCUUACCCAGCUGCCCCCUCUCACAGCCCCUUCUCUGCAAGGUAUGCAGAGCUGGGGAUGUCUCCCACGUCAGUCCAGGGUCUGCUGCAGAGGCAGGGCCUAAACUCAGGAGGGUAUGUUUCUACUGGAGACCAGCUGCAGGAGUCGGUGUACUCCAGCAGGGGGCAGUACGAGGACCCCCCCUCCUCGUCCAGACCACGACCUGUAGGGGGCAGCACAGGCGCACAGCUCCACCACCUUACUCAGGUGGGUUUGUCCAGUCAGAUUGGGGCGUACCCUGGGGUGGGUCGCAGCAUGUCUGGUCCCACUGGCUCCAGCUGGAACCAGCAGCACUCAGACCAAGACUUGUCCAGACCAGGAGCCAGCAGAGAGAGUGUGCUGUCGUUUCCUGAGUUCUCCUCUUCCUCUGUUUUCCAGAUGCCCAGCUCCUCGUUGCGGGACCCGUCAGCCCCACCACUCCUCCUGACCUCACCCACUCCAGAGUACCCGCCAGAGGACGCCUCACCGUCCGCCCACACCUCCGCCUCCCUUAUAAAGGCUAUCAGGGAGGAACUGCGACGUCUAGCCCAGAAACAAGCUGCAGUGACCAGCUACCCUUAGACUGGUCUGGGCCUGUUUGGAUCAGGACUCAACUGGUUUCAGCCCGUAGAGACUGGAUUACAACCACAAAACUAACUGAUCCACACUCUGGACUCUCUUGAGCUAAUCUAUGUCUGUGCCGCUAAAUCCAAAAUGACACUGGACCACUAUCCACGUCUGAAAAAAGACUGUGUGUCCUGACUGAAAGACCUCCGGUACUUUACAGGGUCCCGUCCGUCUGUACGUCAUCCUUCAGCUCAGUGUUUCAUUACAUGGAGUUUGACUCUUCACAUUUCCAUUGAAGUGCUUCCUGGCGUGGAUCAUUUGAUGAUCAUCCCUUCUUAACUUCUGGAGUGGAUCUCCCCAGAAUGAUGUCCACCUGAACUUCUGGCGUGGAUCAUUCCUGUUGAUCAUCUGGAGUGGAUUGUCUUGGAACAUUGUCCCACAUGGACUUCUGGAAUGGAUUGCCCUUCCACAGUGGAUUGUCCCCUCUGGAGUUCUGGAAUGAAUCCUCAUUCCCUGACUGGAGACUGGAGUGGAACAUCUUUUCUGACCUUCUGGAGGGAAUGAUCCCUCUUGGAAUCAGUUUAAGAUUGUCCUUCCUGGACUUUUGAAGCAGAUCAUUCCUCUGGAGUGGAUACUCCCUCCUGACGUUAUGGGGAAUUUCAUCCAUCCUGGAGAUUUGGAGCACAUCAUCCUUCCUGAAGUGGCAAUUUAUUCCUAAAAAAUCUGGAGUGGAUCAUCUCUCCUUACAUUCUGGAAUGAAUGAUCAUUCCCUGAGUUCUGUUGUGAAUGGUCCCACUUGACCCUCUGGAGAGGAUCAUCCCAGAAUAUUGUCCCACCUGGACUUCUAGAGUGGACUGUCCUUCCAGAGAAGACCAUCCCUCCUGGAGUUCUGCAGUGGAUGCUCCCGACUGACCCUCUGAGGUGGAUUGUCCCUCCUGAACCUCUGGAAUGGACCCUUAUUCCAUGAUUGUCUUGAGUGGAGCGUCCUUCCUGACCCUCUUGGAGUGAAUGGUCCCUCCUGAUGUUAUGGAGCAUUCAUAAUGGAGUUUUGGAGCACUUCAUCACUCCUGGCCCUCUGGAGCAGCAAUCUAUUACUGAAAAUCUGGGGUAGAUCAUCUCUCUUAACCUUCCAGAAUGAAUGACCCUUCCUUGAGUUCUGGAGCGAAUGGUCACCUCUGACAGUCUGGAGCAAAUCAUCCCAGAAGUUGUCCCUUCUGACCUUCUGGGGUGGAUCAUUGACAGUCCAGGUAGAUCGUCCUUCCAGACUUUCUUGAGUAGAUGGUUGCUGCUAACCUUUCAAGUGGAUGAUCAAUCUCAACCUUCUGGAGGGGAUGGUAUCUCUUGAAAGUCAGUUUAAGAAUGUCUUUCCUGGACUUUUGGAACAGAUCAUCCCUUCUGGCCCUCUGGAGUGGAUCAUCUCCCCUUACCUCCCAGAAUGAAUGAUCCUUCUUUGAGUUCUAGUGCGAAUAGUCCCUCCUGACCGUCUGGAGCAGAUCGCACCAGAAGAUCGUCCCUCCUUGACUUCUGGAGUAAAUGGUCCCUUCUGACCUUCUGGGGCGGAUCAUCCUACCUGGAGUUCUGGAGUUGAUGAACUUAUGGAGUGGAUUGUUCCUUUUGAACUCCUGAAGCGACUCUUCUCUUCUGCCAGUCUGGAUGAAUUGUCCUUCUAGACCUUCUGGAGUGGGUGGUCCCUCCUGUCCUUCUAGAAUCAGUUGUCCCUCCUGAAGUUCUGAAGUGGAUUGUCCCUCUGGACCUUCUGUGGUGCUAACCGUCAGCCUCAUACCAUCUCCUCAUUGACCACUUAUUGCCUUCCACGCUCCCAUCAGCCACGGAGAUCAGGUCUCCGCUCAUAAACCAUAUCAAUGAAGUCUUUGCACUGUUGACAGCUGGAGGUGGCGUACCUUUCCUACGACAAAGGGACGCAAAACAGGAAAAAAAAUAUAUAAAUAUCUAUAAGAAUGAAUAUAAAUAUCUGUAAAGAGAUAGAAUCCCAAUGAGCACAAUAUUAAUGUCAGAGUUAUUAUUGGAGUAUUGAGAUGUUACUUAUUUUUUAUUGCUUAUAUAUGAAAGUAUACUUUAAAUAUUUUUAUUUUGAUCAAAAAAGACCAAACUACUGUUCUAUGGUUGUAUUCCUCUUGUGUUUGAGCUCGCUGUAGAUUUUGAGCCAGCGCUUGUUUCUCUGUGGAGACGUUGCUUAGCGUAGCUGCUCGCUUGUGUGUUCAUGUAUCGGUGGCAACAAAAAAAAACUUAGCGCUCAUGCAUCGCUUUGAUAUCAAGUUCGUUCAUUGCUGAUAUGUUGCAUCCAUCAGUUUGUGGGCAGAACGCUAUAGAGGAGGUAAAAUAUAUUAAUAAUGGUGCAGAGACGGGAAACCAGCCGUUCAUCACAACCAGGGACGAAAGCUAAAAUCUACACAUCAGCUCCCCCUAGAGGCUGCCGUGUUUAUCACGCACAAAAAAAAUAAAUGGGACCCAGGAUGGAGCCCUGGGGUGCACCGCAGCACAGAGCUGCAGAUGACAUAUUACUAAUACAACAGUGACCGCCUCAUUAGUGUCCCUCAGGCCAUUAUGUCCAUUACACCUCAGAAAACAACUCCAUUCUUAGCAUUCCUUAUUAGCAGUGAGGUGAAGCCAAAACUCAAGUGCCAAAAUGUGCAGUUCCUCCAAUGUCCACUAGAGGCUGUCUCCCAGAGGAAAUCAGUCCCCACAGACCUCCAUGUUAACAUGCAGAAAUAAACAUGUUUACAGCCUGUUUGGUCUCUGUAGAUCAUUUCAACAUUCAGGACUUUCAGGAAAACGUUUAUAGAACUCUAUUUCUACUGUUUACAUCUUAUUCAGGCUUAAAGUUAUACAUAAUUAUGGGGGUGGGGCCUCUUUGAGUGACAGGCUGUCUGCUGAUAUUGUCUUCGGCUUCUCUGUCAGAUCCACCCUCUCGUCCAAAUAUGGUCACUUCUGGCUUCAAAAAACCAAGAUGGCGACGGCUGAAACACAAAACUCCAGGCUGUAAAAUGGGAGUCCAUGAACCAAUGAGAGACAUCACAGUGGUUACGUCCAUUAUUUAUAGUCUGUGGUCUGGUCCUCCUCCCCUUUGGACAAAUGACCAUCAGGCUGAGACGAGCCGGGCCAGUCACAACUGUUUAUCUAAUACUGGGUGUUAGAGACGGAGACCGUAAAGAAAAGUGCCAUUGAGGCAUUCUGAAAUUCAAAAAAGGAAAAAAACAAAAUGGCUGCAGCUGAUGUGAAGCUGCUGUGGCGUAGGGUCGGGCGGAGUCACGGUAUACUGGUACACCAGGAUAUUUAAAAGUACUAACAGUAUGAUUUCCAAAAAUACAGACACUUAUCUCUCUGUUUAACUCAGACAGACGAGCUGUGAUGAGGAUGUUUUGUAUGUAGUUCACAGCACGUGCUGCCAGAGGUCAGGCGGUACCGGUGGAGCAGGCAGAUCAGCUGAUCAUCAUGGUGACUGUGAGAGGUGGGGAUAACGUUACAGGACUGUAAACAACUGACAGCAGAAAGAGACUGUGGGGAGAAACAACUCGGUAAAUGAGGGAUUUAUUUUGACCAAACAGGAGUCUGUGAUUGUUGGAACGGUGGAAAGACUGAGCCAGUUUGAGCUAUCGUCUGUCUCAGUUUGGUGACAGAGAGAAAUUUAAAUUAAGAGGAUGUACAGUUGUAUCUUUAUCUUUAAUAAGGACAAUAGGUGUCAGAAUAUUACCUUUAUUAACAUGUUGUGAGUUUAUAUUUCUUACUACACUGGAGAGCUCCUGCACACAGACACUGUCAUGUACCCUAAACAAUGGGGUGGGGGAUAAAAUUGAUAUGUCGUUGUGUCAUAAUACUUUGUGUGGCAAUAUUGUAUUGAUACAGAGAUGCCAAGUAUCAUUUUUUUUAUUAUAUAAAUUAUUAAUAUUGCAAAUAUGAAAGUAGAUGUUGACAGAGUUUCCUGUUGGGGAAAAAAUUUGUGCUUGAAAAAAGAGUAAUAAGUCACAAUAUCAUCGCAAUACUCGACAUAUCACAAAACAUUUAAAAUCGCAAUAAAAUUGUAUUGUGACUUAAAUGUUGUGAUAAUAACAUAUCGUGGGGCCUCUGGUGUUUCCCACCCUACUGUAUGCCCCACUAAAAUAAAACAGAUACCACCUCACCUCGAGCGUCAGUGCGGUCGACCUUCACUGAAAGACAAACAAUCGACUGCACUGAACAAAGACGUGUUUGCCGAACUCACGAUAGGAUCUAUCAGAGUUUAAUAUCAGAGCUCGUCCCUGUGAGCUGUUGUCUGUUUACAUCCGCCUGUCGCUCAGAUGUUGUUGUUUUUCCAGCAAGUCCCGCCCUAAUGUGCUGUGAUUGGCUGGUCCUGCCGUGCUGUGCGGUGAUUGGUGCAGACCUGGUCACUGGUCGCUCAGUGCUUUGUCACAUGUUGGUAACAUCUGUUGGAGAUCAGAAUGAUCGGUUGAUGCAAUAGUCUCUGUGGCUGAAUCUGAACGUCACUUCGGUUAUACUUCAGUGAUACGUAUAUCGACAUGUUUACCAUCGUCUCGUCAUGUUCGUGAGAUGAAAUCCUGCUGCUCGUCCUGUCGUUAUCCUGUCAGCCCAGUGUUUUUCUCUGAGGUCCGUAGUGGUGUUGAUGUCAGUAUCAAACGGUGAGCACGUUUUCUGAAAGCUUACAGAUUCGGAAGAAACGUAGCAGAACCACCAGUGAUCAUGGAGGCAGUGUAGAGUUGUUCAGGUGAGAUAUGACCAAAUGAGACGACAAAGACAUUUUAAAUAACAGCGGACGAAUUGGUGACAUAUUGAAAAGAAUUCUGCGUCCUCAUGUCAGGAUGUAUUUAAUGACCUCACAGUCCACCGCCAUCUACAACACUUCGUCUAUUUUAAGGUCAAAUAUUACAACCUCCUCCACCGUCGCCUCGUUUGUUCUUAUCUGAAACAUUUGACUCUGCCCUCUGGUGCCAUCUAUUGGCUGUGUGUAUGACAUCAUAAAGGACACAUGGAAGAUCUGUUGGUACAUAAAGGGAGAAUAAACGAGCCUUGAGGAUGAGGUUGGUUCAGCCUUCACCCUGAUGUGCUUGUUGCUGUCACGACCUAGGAUCCGGGUUCUGAAUGAACAUGAAUGGGCGGUUUCCUGUCUCUGCUGGUUUCUCUGUGAUCUGGUUUAGGUGUGAGAGGAUGUGUUCGUCUCUGCUUUCUGCUGCUCUUCAGCAUGUUUGACUCAGUUUGAAGCUUUAGCUACUCGUGAUGUUCCAGUUAAUGUUAGCAUGCUGCUAAAGAUGUUAUAACAGUGAAGAGUUGUUCCACAUCGAGUUCAGAGUCAGCGAAGAGUGAUUCAUGUCACAGUGCCAUAAAUCCAUCCACCAUCCCAGAGAAAAAAAACCCAUCAUGAAACAUCCUGUUUUUUGUUUUGCGUUUGCUGAAGAUAUAUUUUAAUGGAAAAGAAGAUGGUGACAGUGACAGUGUGCAUUGAUGAAUAGAAAGCAUUAUGAAUAUAUAGAAAAUAUUUUAUCUGUGAUUGCUCAAAGAUCUGCCCGGCGACAGCCCCAACACAUCCUUCACAGAACUCUUCACCGGCUGGAGACUUUAUGACUGGACCUAGCACCUGUCAGUCAAGCUGUAACGACUUGGCCUCGCCUACAGGAUCACAUGGUGCUAACGACUUGAGGUGUGUCCGAAACUCGUCACACGCCAAACACAAACACGAACUCCUGCAGCGUGGCGGCAUCCUGAUUCAGACUCUGCAGCUUCACUAACUUCUCCUGAAUGUUUCCUUCAGUGUUUUCUAGACUUUGUGUCUUUUCUAGAUCCUCAGUGAGAAUCCAGCAGACGACCCGGCGACCUGCCGACGCUCGCUCAUGACAAAACUAUGACUCAGAGUGGGGUCACUCACCUGGGCUCUCAUUUAUAAACAUUAACGAGGCCUGAAAGAUGCGUACGCCACUUAACACGUUAAAGUUGUGAUGUCUAUAAACAGACCUGGCGGGACAAACUUUGACCCGUGCUAACCAACAGUUUGGAGACAGGAAGUUGGCGACGCAGACGGUGAGGUGGAGCCUGAUUGUAGAAACUGGUGAAUAUUUUUAGGUGCACGCUAUUUUUGGCUUCUGUCCGUAGGUACAUUUUCAGUCUGGAUCUUACGUAUCGUUUUAUAAAUGAGACGUCCUUUGAUCCUCAGCACACCUUGGAUCUUAUAGUUUGUUUGCACACUGUACUAACUCAUGCAAACAACACGCUGACAUGUGCAGACAGACGGUAACUUGUCUGCACCUGUGACCUGAACUGGUGUGAAUGAUGUAGAAACACACGUCAUAACUUCCUGUCACAGCAGACCGAAACUCGUUCCCAGACAAUAAACACACAGCUUCAUUUUUUUAAAGAUAUUUUUUGGGCAUUUUUAAGCCUUUAAUUGAUAGGACAGACAGGUGUGAAGGGGGAGAGAAGGGGGGAGUGACAUGCAGCAAGGGGCCACAGGCUGGAUUCGAACCCGGGCCGCUGCGGCAACAGCCUUGUACAUGGGGCGCCUGCUCUACCACCAAGCCACCGACGCCCCACAGCUUCAUUUUUAACCUUCGUUGUUCAGGUUUCCCGAAAUAGCUGAUCUGAUGUGGAUCAGCUGAUCUGAUCCACAUCAGAUCAGCUGAUCCACAUCAGAUCAGCUGAUCCAGCAGGACUCACUGUUCACCUGCAUCUGAGUUCAAACACCUUUUGAAGGUGUUUGAACUGAUCAGCAGUCCAGUUCUCAGAUCUCAUCAGACGCUUUGAGUCGUUAGUUGUGUCAUGAACGAACUUCCGUACAGUCGAACCACAUUCCUGUUGUUCCUCUCUGGACCCUGAUCCAUCAGACUGCUUCACUGAGCUUAGACCAGGUGAGGUCACAUCACUCCAGGUGUGAUUCAGCUGUGACCCAGGAGUGACUCAGUGCAGCAGCCUGAUGGAAACAGGUCGGAGGAGAAGUAGUUUUCAAGGUCACAUCAGUGAGCUGGACACACUGCCAGCAGCCUCACCUGUUCGCCAGGCGCCAGGUGAGUCGUCAGCUGAUCUGACUGUGUCACAUGACAGGACUGUGUCACAUGACAGAGCUGCAUCCUGUGGUGUUUCAGUCUGACAGGUGUGUUAACAAACAUUAAACAGAUGUGUU
Molecule: messenger RNA, 11476 nt
Organism: Epinephelus moara (kelp grouper)
Lineage: Eukaryota; Metazoa; Chordata; Actinopteri; Perciformes; Serranidae
Product: UPF0606 protein KIAA1549
Exons: 20
Coding region: 1-4368 (1455 amino acids)
Source: RefSeq, a predicted model, not a curated record